Varroa destructor (honeybee mite) is the source of this 8926-nucleotide messenger RNA. RefSeq names its product elongation factor-like GTPase 1. NCBI's taxonomy places the organism in Eukaryota, Metazoa, Arthropoda, Arachnida, Mesostigmata, Varroidae. The record is from RefSeq and is a predicted model, not a curated record. Gene Ontology annotation, molecular function: GTP binding; GTPase activity; ribosome binding. Gene Ontology annotation, cellular component: cytosol; ribonucleoprotein complex. Gene Ontology annotation, biological process: cytosolic ribosome assembly.
GUAUGAGUACAUACCACGUGCCGGUGCUAAAUUACGUUUAUUUGUGCCUUGUUGUUGUUCGAUAUAGUGUGCGUAGUGUAGACUCCGUUAUAAAGUGUCUCUUUAUUGUUGUUACCUGAUUGUUGUUUUGGGCCACAGUAUUCCCGCAAUCGUCUGUGAUAUUUAAUAAGAAGCAACUGCUUAGACAUGUCGCGACAGAAAACGCCACUCCAACUGUUAGAGCAGCUUCAAAAGAAAACUGAAAAUAUUCGAAAUGUUUGCAUUCUGGCCCACGUCGAUCACGGGAAGACUACGUUGGCAGAUUCACUGGUUGCCAGCAAUGGAAUCAUUUCUCAGAGGAUGGCAGGGAAGGUCCGUUAUCUGGAUUCGAGGUGGGAUGAACAGGAACGUGGAAUUACCAUGAAGUCGUCCGCCAUUUCUCUGCACUUUGCCCUGGAAACAGGCAGCAAAAAGGAGUAUCUCGUCAAUCUCAUUGACUCACCAGGACAUGUAGACUUCACCUCCGAAGUAACAACGGCUAUCCGACUUUGCGAUGCCGCAAUUGUAGUUGUUGAUGUUAUUGAAGGAGUUUGUGCCCAAACAAAGGUAGCCUUGGAGUUGAUUUACCGUGAGCAACUACGUCCCGUUCUAGUAUUAAACAAGAUUGAUCGAUUGAUCCUCGAGAAACAAAUGACCCCACUUGACGCAUAUGUACGGCUACAACAGGUUCUCGAACAGGUGAACGCUGUUACCGGCGAAAUGUUUACCAAAACGGCUCUUGAGAGAAUUGGCUUACGUCAGGACGAUACAGAAGUUAAAGAUCAAGGAAAUUGUGUAACCAGCGAGUCAGAGAUAUACGACUGGGAUGCCCGUCUUGACGAUAUUGAUGAUUCUACAUUAUACUUCGAUCCUGCCAGUGGUAACGUUGUGUUUACCUCUGCCAUGGACGGCUGGGGCUUUUCAAUUGAGGACUUUGCUAGAAUUUACUCGGUAAAAUUGCGUACUCGAUACGAAAUGUUGCGACGAACACUUUGGGGCGACUUUUGUCUUAAUAUGAAAGCAAGGAAAAUCCAAAAAGGUGCCCAGGCUAAAGCCAAAAAACCACUGUUUGUGCAGCUAGUUCUCCAACCCAUAUUUGAUGCCUAUGAAGCUAUCUGCAUUAAAAGGGACAACGAGGCAUUAGAGAAGAUGUGCACUUCAUUAGGAGUAAAGCUGCAAGCUCGAGAUUUACGCCAGACUGAUCCUCGCGUAAAAGUUCGUGCCAUGAUGAGUGCAUGGCUUCCUUUGUCGCGAACCGUACUCAGUAUGGUGUGCCAAUGUGUUUCACCACCCGGCGAAAUGCCAGAGCAGCGAGUGAAUCAAAUUCUUAACCUUAACGAUACUCAAGAUCUUCCUGAAGACUCUGUUACUAUGAAAAAUGCUUUGCGCGUCGGUGACCCAUCCACAAAUGCUCCAGUGAUUUUGUUUGUGUCAAAGAUGUUCGCUGUCGAUAAAGCCUCAUUGCCGGAAUACAGGCCCAUACAGCUGACGACUCAAGAAAUGGCCGAGAGACGUACUGAGGCAAAACGAAGGCUUGAACUCAAAUCACAGAAAAUAGAGCAAAAUGAUGAGUCGACUAAACAAGUUUCAGAUUGCGAAAAACCAUUAGAUGAAAAGUUAGAUGAAGAAACUAAAAGCCAUCUAACAGAGUCUCUCGAGGAGAACGAAAACACAACAGUUUUUGUGGGCUUUGCCAGAGUCUUCAGUGGAACACUGAGAAUAGGAACUGAGCUUUACGUCCUGGGACCAAAGCACGAUCCACGAACUUUCUUGACUAAGAAUCCCACACUCCAAGUGGACCAAAAGCGGACACUGAAAGACCUCCAAGCUGACGAGCAUGUAACUCGCAUAACAAUUGAUCGACUGUAUCUGCUUAUGGGAAAAGAACUCGCGGCCAUAAACGAAGUACCUGCUGGAAACAUUCUUGGUAUUGGUGGACUGUUAGAGCAACACGUUGCAAAGUACGCGACCCUGAGUAGCAGCGUGAUGUGUCCAGCAUUUACUGACCUAACGUCGCCCGUUGCUCCUAUUUUGAGGGUAGCGCUUGAGCCGAAGAAUCUUCAAGAUAUGCCUAAACUUAUUCACGGCAUGAAAUUACUCAACCAAGCUGAUCCGUGCGUACAGGUGAUUCUACAGGAAACCGGGGAGCACGUUCUGAUAACGGCGGGAGAAGUACAUCUUGAACGUUGCCUGUUAGAUCUAAAGGAGCGAUUUGCCAAAAUCGACGUGACAGUCUCUGAACCUAUUGUUGCCUUCCGCGAGACUGUCGUCGAACCUCCAAAAACCGACAUGGUUAAUGAGGUGAUUGAUAUUUCAAAUAGGCUAACAAUUAAAGAGGAUGAUGGAGAUAAGACAAUUAAUCCCGACCGAAGCGUAACUUUAUUCACAGCUUCCAAACAGAGUUUCCUCACUAUCAAGGCGCUGCCUCUUCCAGAAACAAUAGCAUCCCUGCUGGAUUUGGAGACAUCUUUAUUGAAAAAGUUUGAUCAAGCUAAGAAAAAAGAGCGAGAAAAUAACUCAGAAAUUGGCUGCCAGCUUACAGAGAGAGUGAAAAUGUUUCGGGAAAAGCUUCAAAAGACGUUUGGUGAAUCUGAUAUCGACCUGUGGAAAAAUUUUGAUGUCGAACAAAUCUGGAGUUUUGGCCCGAAAAAAUGUGGACCGAAUGUGCUCAUUAAUGCCGUCAAAGAUUUCCCAGUUAGCUAUUGGGAAACUGUCGAUAAAAGCCUGGGUGAGCGGCAGUUGUUGGAGAGCAACGUCGUGUCUGGGUUUCAGCUUGCCACUCUAGCGGGGCCAUUAUGCGAGGAACCGUUGCGCGGUGUGGCAUUUGUGGUUUCAGAAUGGGAGAUUGUCAGUAGCAGCGAAGACGCAAGCUCCCCAUAUGGACCUCUAUCAGGACAAAUUAUGGCUACAGUCAAAGAUGCUUGUCGCAAAGCUUUUCAGAUUCAGCCACAGCGCUUAAUGGCUGCUAUGUAUGAAUGCACAAUAGGAGUCACGGCGGAGGCUUUGCGAAAAAUGUAUUCCGUUGUUGCACGACGACAUGGCCGCGUAACAUCUGGCGACCUCAUCGAGGGUAGCUCAUCCUUUGAAGUCCGAGCAGUGUUACCGGUCAUUGAAAGCUUCCGGUUGGCCGACGAAAUGCGCAAACAAACAAGCGGUUUAGCUCAGCCGCAACUGUUCUUCAGCCACUGGGAGCUAAUUGAUGUCGAUCCUUUUUGGGUGCCGAACACCGAAGAAGAGCUGCUACAUUUCGGAGAAAAAGCCGAUUCGGAAAACCGUGCAAUGAAGUACAUGAACCAGGUGCGUCGGCGUAAAGGUCUCAAAGUGAAAGAGCAUGUUGUCGAACAUGCCGAAAAACAACGAACUCUUAGCAAGAAGAAAUAAUGAAACAACACGGUCCUGGUACAGACUGUGAUUGGUGAUUGAUCUUCAUUAACAGUCAAAACAGCAGUUACAGAAAGGAUGUCUUCAGCCGUCGUCGUUUCCAAAAGUGUAGUAGUCGCUACAUUUGCUAAUACUACUACCGUUACUGCAUGGCUAGAAUCGUAGUGCGUGACUUGACGCAACCGUAAACGCUGAUUGAGUUGCCGUCUUGUUGUUGCAUAAAUCGCGAAGCUAAAGAGAGCAGAGACUCCGUUGGCUUUCAUCAACUGGUUGGCUGAGUGACUCCUCAUUAAAUGUGGUGAAAAUGAUUAAAUCUGGUGUAAAAGGUAUAUAAAGUCGCAACGCGCUUUCGCUACUCCCCAUGCGAACGGGUACUGAGCCACCCAGAAAAUGUUCCGCCUGCGCGCUCCUCGGCUAAUUAGCAGUCCAUCGGUCUUCAUGAUAACGUUCUAGGUGGCACGUAUUUUGGCACAGUUACAUGCAUGACAUCUUGUGGGCGCAAGCCACAACUAGGUGAUGAAAAAAACGAAGACUGUUAUCCAUUGUCGCGAAUUAUUGUUUAUGAACGAAUAUUGUCAGAUAGUGACAUGUGAAAGAAUGUUGUCAGAUAGUGAUAUGAUGAUGAGAAAACGCAUAACGAGAAAACACGUAAGGUGACCCAAGAGCUGCUUUGUAGACACAAGUCGGGUGCGUCGUAAGUAUGAGGUGAGAUCUCAUGAAUUCCCCUUCAUCGUUAUGGCUGUAGAGGUAUCGCUGUUGUUCUUAUGUGAUGCUAUGUUGUUAACGCUGAUACGCCGCCUAUGGUGUUAUUCAUGGGACGUUUAACAUUGGAUUGCUAUGAUGUCACUGUGAAUGUGAAUAAAGUUGGUGAACCGAAUAAGGCUUGGGCGUCACCAGCCACGAGCCGGUCACCAUUGUAGUUUACUAAAGCUAGUUGUUGUUAUUGCCUUCGUUCUAUUCUAUGCGUUCUGUAAAUAUCUCUCCUACCGUAACAAUAGAUAUGCUGCCAGGCGUGACGCAAUACGCUCGCCUCACGACUCAAUGCAAACUGCGUGAGCUAUAGCCGCGCUGGCCCCAUAUAGCAAGAAAUUUCUUGGCGGAGAUCACCUGCUCCAUUCGCGGAAAAAGCGAUGGGUUGGGGUGGAGUGUGAAUAGAACGAAGCUGGAAAUGGAAAGGGCAAAGGAACGGCAGAGAGAGGUGAUCCUCGUACUGCUCUAUAUACAACCGAUAUCUCAGUCGAUUCCUACAUACGUAUAAACCAGUAAUACUGCAAUAUAGGACAGAGAUGUAUGUAAGUUUGAUAUUACUGCUAGGUUGAUAACGGUCCUGUAUAUAAUUUCUCUUCUAUGCAUAUUUUAUGAUCCCGUGAAAAUAAUAGUAAUAAAAAUAACUGUAACGAACCGGCCCUGGCUGCCUUUGAAAUGAGCCUAUUAUAGCAGCAUCCUAAUCAGGGAAAUAGAUACUAUGCAAGUAGAGUGGGCACGCUACCACCAGCAUCGUCAAACGUGUUGUUCGAUCAGUUCCCACAAAAUGCAAGGCAUGUGGUGAAGUGUGAUUAGAACAGUGUUCAUCGGCAAAUUUCUUCAGUAGAUGACCAGGAAAAAAGCAUAACGAAAGUACGAAUCUACUUGAAAAUAGAUUCGGAUCCCUACCGACAACGCGAGUGACUCGCGCGGCAUUCUUACCGACAGCAGCUCAGCAGUCGAAUUUAUUUUUCGUACGUAAUUUUCAGUGCAGUUCUCUAAGGGCGGCUCACAAGUGCUAAGGUCGCAUACCCUACACGCCAAAUCGAGACAUGGUAUGAAGGCAAACGUUUUCCGAGAAAAAUUCGAAGAUUAGAAAAAUGGGUUGAGGUAGUAAGUCCCUGGACGAGGCUGGUCAAAAAUUUUUGACUGAGAUGGCCGUAAAAGGCGCAAAUGGCAUAACAAAUUGCUCGUCAAGUUCCAUCUGGUCGGUACUGUAUUCUCCAUCAAUCUCCAUCGGUUCUCCUAUAAACUGAUCAUAAAUGUCCAUCCCCGCAACGUACGGCUCACUCGUAUCCAUCGGUUCUGUUUCGGUUUGCUUAAUGGCGCUUAAUGCAUAAAAGAUCGUACGUUGGCUUCUACCGUUCAUAAUAGUAAUUCUUGGAUUGCUGUUCCGCAGAACAGCGGCACACGUAGUGGGACCACACCUGUAGGAGGUUUCAGCUUCGUCUCUAUCAGUCAAAUCUGGACUGAAAUAUCCAUUGUAUAUUAGAAACUAUCAAUGUGUUGAACUAUCUGUAAAAUUUCCAAUAUAAGAUCUACAUGGUUCUGCUUAGUACUUACGCAAUUAUAAAGCUCAUCAGGGAAGGUUCGUGAAGUAAAAUGUCUUUUGAUAAAAAAACGAAAGGCCUUAAAGUAGAAGUUGAGAUACGUGUGUGAUGUUUAAAUUAUCUAUGCAAUCUAACAACGCACGUUUGUUUAGUUAAGCUUAUAGUGCGAAUAAAAACAUGGCUAUCAAUAGUAGAGUUCUCAAUCAAUAAAAAUCUGCGUCAACUGAUUGAACCACACAUCAAAAACAGUUUGUUGAAGUGAGUGAACCCUCAUCUAGAUAGUGUCAUACUUGUGCCCAAGGUGAUUCGAUGUAAAUAAAGUAGUACAACAUACAGAUUUUUAAAUCCCGUUGUAAAUACUUCGGUCGUCGUGCGUUCAAAUGAUUGUUCAUUAAAAACAACGCAGUCACUUUAAUAUAUAUUAUGUGUAAUGAUUUAGUCCUAGUCUGAGCGGUAUCUCUGCUAAAACCCAAUAUAACGCCAACGCCAACGAUGCUAUAGAAACAGCCAGUAAUUUGUCUAAAAGCGCCAAAUAUAUUGUUUGUGAUCAUUAAUUCAUAGCUAAAUGGGGAAAAGCUUACCUCAACGUUUGAGAUCAUGUUUCGAGUCUUGUAGUACCGUUGUGUCAGGCGACUGGCCCCUGCAGGAAACAAGCGCGGAAUCUUUGCUUUUUAGUUUAGUAAAUAUACACAUCGCAACUGCACCAUCGCGGAAAUCAUGCAUGUCCAAAAGUCUUGGUACACAGACCAAUGGCUCUUAUUUACAGAGUGCUGAAGAUACAUUCGGAUAAAUUUUUUGUGGGGAGUUAUACGGCGUGUGUGUACCCACGAUUCUUAGAACGAGAACAACGCCUGUCAUUUCCUGUACAAGACCAUAAGUCAUUUAGGGUGAGGCAAGGGAUCUACUGCUGCAAUAAAAGAUUAAUUAUUUUUGGAUACUCUUGCGUUAGACAUAUCCUUGCCAAGAUUCUUAGCUGUUUUGGUUACUCGUGAUUACAACUGUGAACCUGGCUACUGAAGAACCAGGAGCAGAUUUUUAUAUAAAACGAAGAUAAACACGACAGAACAUCUGCUGUAGGGGUUCACGAUUAAUUAAAAGGGAGCAAAAGUGCAAUUUUUAUUAUCCUGAGGUUUUGGUUCACCCUUUGGUACUGCAUUUAAGACGACAAGAAUAUAAUGGCUUAAAUUAUUUACUAUAAUUAAGUACAAAUAUUAUGCCUUAAGACAAAAGCGUUUGCAUUAGAUGCACAGCAUUUGUGUUAGAUGUGAAAAUUAAUCACAGAGACGAUCCUUAACGUUACAACAAUUCAAAUGCCCCUUUUAUCAGUAGAACCAAAUUUUCAGCCGAUGUCCGCGCUCUUAGUAUCCUCUCCGGCGUUAGACAACAUGUCACAAGACACACUGCUUUCAGGAAAAUCUAUCUAUUACUAGGGGCAUCGUAGGUAUGGCUACUGUUGCAAACGGUAGACCACACAUUUUUACUUCUGAUGGCUCACCGGCGACCAUGAGCAGGUUAAUGAAAUGGUUGCUCAGGUGGCUGAGUAAGUGGGUACUUCCUGUAUUUAAUGGCCUCUUUGCAGCCUAAAUUUGAACCCGUGUGUGAUCGAGGAAAAAUCCAUGGAACUUAAGUGUGACAAUGCCGUCUCGCUAACUGCCGCUAUCAAAGAAUGUGAACAAGACUGUUGUAACGGUUGUGAAGGUUUCAGGCUUUAAAAAACAAUAACAACUACUUUAAUAGACAAAUCCUUCAGCAAACAAUUCAUCAAAAUAUCUGUGUUCUGUUAUAAACAGUAUAUACACACCUUCGGAAGGCGAAUGAUGCGAGAAACAGUAGAGCGGGGUGUACAUAUGGUACUCUAAUUUAUGCCGAGAAGUCUGUUAAAAUUUUGUCGUCAGCAUUUACAAUAUUCGAGCCACACAUGGUCAUCAGUCAGAUGACUGCCAGGUGAAACAAAGCAGUGUUUCAAAUGCUCCCAAAGCCGACGCGAUCCUUGGCUAUUAUUAAUCGAAAGUGCUGUCUUUACUUACAGUAUUAUACUCAUAAUUGGUAAGCACCUAGUGUUCUACGGAAAUCGGAUUGACCCAGAGCGCAGCUUGGCUAUUGGGCUGAAUUCACAAUAAUGUGCAGAUUACGCUUCGAGAAAGCCUGAAAUUAACAGGAUCUUGCUGGCUUUGCAUUAAUGCAUAAAACUUUUGAAAAACGGCACUACCCCAGUUAAAUAAAGGCUUUAAAUUUCUUCAGACCUAGGAAUUGCACAUUUUACCAUCAUAGUGUUGUGAUACAUUCACGGAAAGUUAAAGUUGCAACUAACCACAAGCUUCGACAGUUUCUAGAUGAGUCAGCGAUUUUAGCAGCAGCUCGAGAUGCACAUUGAGUAUUUUUUCUACAUUAAAUCAAGUUAGCGAACAUUAUUAGUUGAAAUAGAAAAUUUCGUAGUAAAUUAACACGAUAGCCUACCCUAAAAUCUAGAUCUGCUAAAGGGGUUGCCGUUUAACCGCGGUUUCCAUUUUGUUUUACAUAGUAUAGUCGAUGGAGUGAUUAUUUAUUAAUUAACAGGCCUCUCAAUAAUUGAAAGGAUUGUAACAGCCAUUCGCAAAACCGAAAUAUCGCCUGAGCUCCCAAUCUCUGUUAAUAGCUAUUUAAAAAACAGAAACUAUUAAAGAUUUAUUUUAAACAUAAUUUUGUUUUAGAUAAUAUUGAGGUCCGCGUGCAUAUUAGAUAUCAUAAAAGUGUUGCUUUAUUAGAAAUUGUAAUGAAAUACCUAUCUUGCAGUAUUUUGUUUUCAGCUUGGGGUAGUGUGAUGUAGCGUGUUAUUACUAUUUACCUAGUAAAAAAAUUGAAAUCUUCAACCUUUAACAAUUUCCUACUUUAAAAACAUAAAAGUUCGAUCUUACCUUUUAAAGUCACUAGAUCGACAUUCUCUGAGAUUAAAAUGGUAUAGCUCUUAAGUAAACUUUGAGUUCAUGUUAAGUAAGUUCAACUGAUGGAAAUUAAUACUGAUAAAGACACACACAUAUUACACGCACAUCACCUACAGCUAUUGUCUAUAUAAACUGUAAGAACAACGUUUUGUGUCAGUCCCUGUUGAGAGCAUUCUGUUAAAAUGAAGUAAAUAAAUUAAACUGAUUCAGUGAUUUCAAAAAUGAAAUGUAGUUUACUGAAUCGUAUGUAGCUAUAUACAAAGACAGGAGCAACUUCAUAAUAACGCUAACGAAAAACAAUUAAAUGUGUUU